CCUGCAGCCCCUCCAUGAUACUCGUCGCGGUCUCUUCUGCGUGCCAGCUUCCCUUUCUGCCGCGGCCAUGAACGGGGCCGUGGUGAAGAAGACCCAGGACACGCUCGGCCGAGUGAUAAAGAAGCCGCCUCUCACGGAGAAGCUGCUCAACAAGCCGCCGUUUCGGUACCUUCACGACAUCUUCAGUGAGGUCAUCAGGACCACUGCUUUUAUGAAAGGUCUGUACGGAGAAAAUGAAAUCAAGUCGGAUAAUGUCAAGGAGAAGGACUCCAAGAUUGUCUUCCUCCAGAAAGCAAUAGAUGUCGUGAUGCUGGUGAGCGGCGAGCCCCUGGCGGCAAAGCCGGCACGCAUUGUGGCCGGACACGAGCCUGAGAAAACCAACGAGCUGCUGCAGGCCAUGGCCAAGUGCUGCAUCAACAAGAUGUCCAGUGACGAUGCAGUGAAGCGAGUGCUUGCAGGAGAAAAGGUGGACGUAAAGACCAAGGCCAGCACCUCCAGGUCCCAGGACAAGGAAAACAGGGAGGGACGUGAGCGCCAUCCCGAUAGAGAGGAGAAGAAAACGAUUACGGAGCGCAGCGGGAGCCGGGAGCAGAAGGACCCCGACCCGCCGAAGGACCAGGAGAGCCGGCGCCGAGACGGGGAGAAGGAGCAACGCCGGGAGAAGGAGCGCUCCGAGAAGCACCAGCGCAGUGAACAGGACCACCACGGCAAAGACAAGAGCCGGGAGCGAGACAAGGACAAAGACAAAGGACGAGUUAAAGACCGGGACCAGGAGAGGGACCGAGAGAGGGACAAAGACAAGGAGAGGGACCGAGAGAGGGACAAAGACAAGGAGAGGGACAAAGACAAGGAGAGGGACAAAGACAAGGAGAGGGACCGAGAGAGGGACAAGGAGAGGGACAAAGGCCGAGAUAAGACGAGAGAUUCUCGCGGGGGACGGGAACGAGACAAGGAAAAGCGGCGAGACCGAGACAAGGAGAGGGAGAAAGGGAGAGAGCCACACAAAGAGAGGAACAGAAGUGGAGAGAGUGGCAAUAACAAGGCCAGAGUAUCGGAGGAACCACAGCAACAAGCCAGCCCUGAGCCGAGCAGAACAGCCAAACCUGUCCCAGCGCCUGCCGAAGCGGUUGAGAACCAGUCUGAUAGUCCAGCUAAGAUACCUCGACCUUCAUCUGCCAAAGGGCAAAGGCGGAGACCCAAUAUUGGAGGUCAAGAUGAAUCUGACAGCGAGGGAGACGGAGAUGUUCCGUCCGCCCAGAGACCCGCCCCCCAGGAAAAUGGAGACGAUGCGGACUCCUCGGUGCCGUCGGACAUGGCCUCCAGGCGAAUACCGCGGCCCGGCAGUGCCCGCCCGGCUCCUCCCCGGGUCAAGAAACAGGACGGCUACUCCGACGUGACCCCGGCUGAGAGGCUGUCCAGUGCCAAGCCCUUAGCGCCAGUCAUCAUGGAUGGGAAGAUGCUGUCUGAGGACGAGGAGGAUGGAGAUGAGCAAUUUAUCGUGGAGGAGGCGGUCCCGUCGGCCUCGGACGCUCACGAGGUGGAGGUGGGGAAGGAACUCGACAGUCAAGGCAAACAUGGUGGCCUUGUGAAAAGGAUCCUUGAGACCAAGAAGGACUACGAAUCGUCCCCAUCCUCCCCCAAAUCUAAAGAGCAGAACGUGGUGUCCGAAGCGGCGCGGAAGAAGGAGCGGGACGUGGUGACGCGGGAGAUCGAGCGGCUCCGCGCCUCCAUCCAGACGGUGUGCCGCAGCACGCUGCCCCUGGGGAAGAUCAUGGACUACAUCCAGGAGGACGUGGACGCCAUGCAGGCGGAGCUGCACACCUGGCGGCAGGAGAACAAGGAGCACGCGCAGGCCUUGCUGCAGGAGCAGAGUGCGACCGACAGGGCGGUGGAGCCUCUGAAGUCUGAACUGGUUGAGCUGGAGCAGCUGAUCAAGGACCAGCAGGACAAGAUUUGUGCCGUGAGGUGCAACAUCCUGAAGAAUGAGGAGAAGAUCCAGAAGAUGGUGACGGGGAUCAACUUCUUCUCCCGGGCCUGAAGGGAGAAACGUCUCCGAAGAACAAACCGCACCAAACAAACGCACUGAAGACGUCGGGAUGAGCGGUGUCUCGUUCAGAAUAGCGGUAAGACCUUUUUAAAUAGCUUUUCUUCCUGGAGCGGUAUGGGACCAAACACUGCACUUUGAGGGGUUUUGUCAGAAAAGGAGAUGGACCCCCAACAUAUCAGACCCCAUCAGGUAGGAGACACACGGUCUGACUCUACUCUGAUAUCUGCUGUGACGGACAGACGCAUAAAUUAAUUGAGAAGUAUCUUCCCGCUCUGCACACUAACUUUACCCCUUUUCUCUAACGGUGCCUUUGUGGACUGAGUUCAACUUCAUAGUUCCAUUUAAUGCUGGGUGAGUUCAUCAAAAGCCCCAUAUAUACUCCAAAAUAUACAACAGCGAAACGUAAAAAGUUGAUUUGUUGAUUUGCAGUCUUUUGAUCAAUUUCAUGCUUUUUCCAGGAUGAUUAUUACAUCUGCUGUCGUGCUAUUGACCUCGCUAUACAUAAGUACUGAAAUAUUCCUGCGCUCAAAUACCCGACGGUCUCCUUGACGCGUGUGUUCCAUCAUGCGGCGUCCUGGGAGCUCCGACAUGGCACACCGAGGUUUGUAUUCCGCUUCCAAACAUUUUGACUCGAGCUUCCUUCUUCCUCAAGCUAACCUUCGAAAAAAAGAAAAGAUUUAUUUCGUUUUUCGCCAACUUUUUCCUGCUUCCAACAACCAUAUUUCAUCUUGUAAAAAAUCUCAACUUUAAGAUCCCCGCCUUCUAUUUCUACUCUUGGGUUUGCCAAACUGUUUCUUCAAAAUGUUUGGUCGGAUGGCAACUUUCAUUCCUGUUCUUUAUAAAUAAGAGGGGGAGAAAAAAAAUACCGUCAGGUUGAUAGCUGCUUUUGUGACUUUUAAGAAAUGUGCUUUACAGACGUAGCAAAUAUGACAACGUGAAGCAAUACCAGGAGGAUGAAGAGUAGAGGCGUGAGCCUGGAAGAAACCACGGGCCCAGUUCUCCUUUUAAGCUCCAAUAAAAUGUGAAUCAAAUGCAAAUAACAAAAGCAGCUCGGACUAGUCGGCCGUGAAGUCCUCGCACAGCGGCCCGUUAAAAAACAACAACACUUGGUUGGAUUGAUGAAUCCGUUAUUUGAAUACAUGAUGUUUGUUUUUUUUAUCCACGAAGCUACUUUCUCCAGAUGUGAAUGUGACUAAGUCACUAUGACGAUUUCAAACUUCCUUUUAAAAUGUACUCUCAUUGUUCUUUUUUUUUUCCACAUCAGUAUUAUAUUUAGUCCAUCCAAUAUAAUCAAACCUAUUAAAGUUUCAUUCACAAAUCGUACGUCCACCACUUGCGAGAACCUGCGCGUUCACACGUCUUCAUACGAAACGAUGGAAACUACUUGUAUCGUAAUCUCUCGUCGCUCUAAAGCUGUACACUAUGUAUAUGUGGAGAUUGUAUCAUAGGUCAAAUAAUUAUAUAGUUUUGUAGUGGAGUGAAAUAAAUGGUUACAUUGCAGUAAAUACUGGUUUCUCCUGGUUGUUCUUGAGACUGUUUGCCGAGUGGUUCGGAGAAAGAUCCGGACUCGUACCGGAGACUUCCCGAGAGCCCAGAUGACGAGCCCCCCCCCCCCGCUCUGUGAUUUCAGCCGAUUUCACGUGAAGCCCUCGAGGCGUCUGGCCGAGUCACGCUCUCGACGGGGCUCCUUUUUUCUUCUUUUGAGGCCCAGUACGACAUGACAGAAGCUAAACGUUCAACUUUUUUACAUUUUUUUUUUUUUUAAAGGACCCCUCAAGUAACAUUAGCAGCAACUUUUCCUCCUUUUUCUUUCUGGCAAGCCAUGAAACAGCUGCAACACGCACAAAGCGUAUUGGGAAGCCCUCCUUUCACAACUAUCGAGCAACAUUCGGACGAAGCAUUUGUGAUGCAAGUCGGAGGUUUAUCUGAAGGCCCCCGAGCAGAAGGCACGGACAAAGCCGCAGGGCCCCGUCUCAACGGGUGGAUUAGGAUAAGGCGACGGCACAGGACAGCUCCAUUGUCCAUCUGCGUUUUCCUUUUAAUCUUCCCUAUUUAAAAAAGCCUUAAUUGAUUUGUCCCGUUGAAUCUUUACAAUGGAUCCUGCUGCUAAUGAGUGACCACGCCUCUUACUUUCACUUUUGUCGUCCACACUUAACCACUAAUCCUAAUGUUGGACAUAAAAAUAAAA
This is a messenger RNA of Pseudoliparis swirei, 4235 nucleotides long. It is a transcript of the gene ift54, whose product is annotated as TNF receptor-associated factor 3 interacting protein 1. The coding region runs from base 68 to 2038 and encodes 656 amino acids. The record is from RefSeq and is a predicted model, not a curated record. NCBI's taxonomy places the organism in Eukaryota, Metazoa, Chordata, Actinopteri, Perciformes, Liparidae. The transcript has 16 exons. Gene Ontology annotation, molecular function: microtubule binding. Gene Ontology annotation, cellular component: axoneme; ciliary basal body; intraciliary transport particle B. Gene Ontology annotation, biological process: regulation of microtubule cytoskeleton organization; intraciliary transport; cilium assembly.